AUGUCCAGCGGCGACGAGGAAGCGCCGCCAAAACCCGCCGCCCCGUCAAAGCCCAUGGGCAUGUCGCGAUUCCUCAAGGGCGCAGGUUCGAGCUCGUCUAGCUCGGAAUCUGAAUCUGAGGAGGAGAGCGACGAGGAUGAAUCGGAAGAAGAGAAGCCAAAGAAGAAAAGUCGAUUCCUUGUUGGCGGCGAUGCAAGUGACGAGAGCGACGAGGGUGAGAAGCGUAUCGUGAAGAGCGCAAGCGAAAAGCGUUUGGAGGAGAUGGAAGGUGUUGGCAAGACUAUCGAAAAUCGUCUCAAAAUUAAUGAUUGGGUAACAAUAUCGAAUGAAUUCGACAAGCUUGGCCGGUUAGUAGAGCGUCAGACUAAUCUUGCAGAACGAGUGCCUAGCUUCUACAUCCGCACGUUGGUCAACUUGGAUCAAUCUUUGAACACCGCUUUGGCGAAAGAGAAGGAGACGAAGAAGAAAAUGAAUGCUACCAACGCACGGGCGCUCAACACCAUGAAGCAGAAGGUCCGAAAGACAAUCAAGGAAUAUGAGAAGGAGGUUAAAUUAUUGCAAGAGGAUCCUGAAGCAUUCGAGCGCGAAUAUGCUGCACCUGUUCCAGCCCCUGCAGCCCCUGCAAAGACCAAGAAACCGAAAGCGGGUGCGGAGGCAGAAUCCGGUGCGGAUGACGAUUUCACGACUGUAGGCAAGGGUGGAAAGGCAAUACAAUACACGUCAGAAAGCAUCUUUCAAAAUCUCCAGCUUAUUCAAGAGGCCAGAGGGAAGAAGAACACGGAUAGGGCAGAGCAAAUCAAAAUUCUCGAGAAACUACUCGAGGUUGCUGUUACAGUGUAUCAGCGAAUUCGGGUGCUACUUGCUCUUGUUUCGUCACGCUUUGAUUAUAACUCAUCCAUCGCGACACAUAUGCCUGUUGAACUCUGGUUAGCCGCACAGCGGGAAGUUGACGCGUUAGUCAAUAUCCUUGCUGCUGAGCCGCAAUAUUCUGUCGAGGAAGUGACUCCCGAGUACGACGAACUUGCGGAGCGUACUCCAGACCAGGAGGCCGAUAAAGUUGUCCGGAUUCGUGGAAGCAUCAUCAGUUUCAUAGAUCGCCUGGAUGACGAAUUCACCAAGAGUCUCCAGAACAUUGAUCCUCACGGCACAGAAUAUGUGGAGAGGUUAAGAGACGAGAAAGGCCUGUACCAGACUAUUUGCUUGUCCCAAGGCUAUUAUGAAAAAACGAAGCAAGACGACCCUCUUUCUCGAGUUAUCUUACGUCGACUAGAACAUAUUUACUCGAAGCCGGAUGCCGUCGUCCAAGCUCUUGAAUCCUCUGUCGCAUCUUCCGCAUGCCCUCCCUCCGUGUCUCUGUCGUCCUCUGGCUCAAGCAAGGGCCUCAUUCAAGCGCUUUGCGUACACCUUUACAAGUCAGAAAGCGGGAUUUUGAAGAUGCGAGCCAUGCUUUGUCAUAUCUACCACCAUGCUCUGCAUAACGACUUUCAUCGAGCGCGCGACAUGCUUCUUAUGUCACAUCUGCAGGAGACAGUGCAUGGUGCUGACGUUCUGACGCAAAUUCUAUACAACCGGGCUGUCGUUCAAAUUGGUCUCGCUGCAUUCCGUAUUGGUCUUGUCCGUGAGGCACAGGCCACCUUGCAGGAUAUCUUCAACACUCAGCGAGUAAAGGAGCUACUUGCGCAAGGCGUGCACCAACGCUACCAGACACUAUCUCCUGAACAGGAAAGAGCCGAACGUCAGAGACAGCUUCCAUUCCACAUGCACGUCAACACGGAACUCCUGGAAGCAGCGUUCCUCGUGUCUAGCAUGCUUGUCGAGAUACCCAUGUUAGCAAGCAUUGACAACGAGGAACAGCGACGCAGAAUCGUUUCAAAACCGUUCCGCCGUCUACUCGAUUUUGCUGACCGACAAGUUUUCACGGGUCCUCCGGAAAGCACUCGGGAUCAUAUUAUGCAAGCGAGCAAGGCGCUUCAAGGAGGUGAUUGGGAGAAAUGCCGUGACCUCAUCCAGAGCAUCAAGAUUUGGAGUCUAAUGCCCGAGUCUGCAUCAGUAAAGGAGAUGUUAUCAAAACGCAUCCAAGAAGAGGCCUUACGCACCUACCUCUUCACCUACGCUCCACACUACAGCACGCUCUCCCUCUCCCUACUCGCUCGCACCUUCUCACUCACACUCAAACAAGUAACAUCCAUCGUCUCCAAGAUGAUCUGGACCGAAGAACUCGCCGCUUCACUCGACCAAAGUGCAGGCGUCGUUGUCUUCCACCAAGUCGAGUUGUCGCGUGUGCAGCAGGUCGCGUUGACGCUCGCAGAACGCGCUUCAGCACUUAUAGAGCAGAACGAGAAGACGCUCGACGCGAAGCAGGGUACUGCAGCUUGGAGUGAUCGUGCGGAAGGGCUUAAAGGUGAGAAGCGUGGUGAACAGACUGGAGAGAGGAAGGGACGUGGGGAACGUACGCGGGGUGCUACAAGGGGAGGUACUCGAGGUGGUCGUGGUGCGCGUUUCUCUCAAGGUCUAGGUAACCGAAUGCCAGGCUCUUCAGCAACGACACGUGUCCGUUAG
Molecule: messenger RNA, 2559 nt
Organism: Fomitiporia mediterranea MF3/22
Lineage: Eukaryota; Fungi; Basidiomycota; Agaricomycetes; Hymenochaetales; Hymenochaetaceae
Product: eukaryotic translation initiation factor 3 subunit 8
Exons: 7
Coding region: 1-2559 (852 amino acids)
Biological process (GO): translational initiation
Cellular component (GO): eukaryotic translation initiation factor 3 complex
Molecular function (GO): RNA binding; translation initiation factor binding; translation initiation factor activity
Source: RefSeq, a predicted model, not a curated record